Molecule: messenger RNA, 1301 nt
Organism: Oncorhynchus kisutch (coho salmon)
Lineage: Eukaryota; Metazoa; Chordata; Actinopteri; Salmoniformes; Salmonidae
Product: replication factor C subunit 1-like
Exons: 4
Coding region: 45-644 (199 amino acids)
Biological process (GO): DNA replication
Cellular component (GO): nucleus; DNA replication factor C complex
Molecular function (GO): DNA binding; DNA clamp loader activity; DNA clamp unloader activity
Source: RefSeq, a predicted model, not a curated record
CAUCUAUUCCAGUGUGUUACCAGGAGAGUUGAUGAGUGGUUUAUAUGAAGUCCUUCCCCUCGUUUCCCUCCUGGCUGGGAAAGUUUUCCUCCGGCAAUAAACACUCCCGGAUCAUUCAGGAGCUGGCCUCUCACAUGAGCCUCAAGACAUUAAGUAGCAGACAGGCAGUGAGCCUGGACUACCUCCCGUACCUCCGCAUGGCCCUGUUGUGUCCUCUUCAGAGGCAGGGGGCGGAGGGGGCCGGUCAGGCCGUCCAGCUGUUAGACGACUACCACCUGGUCAGAGAGGAUGUGGACAGCCUCAUGGAGAUCAGCCUCUGGGGGGGGCAGCCUGACCCCUACGCUAAACUAGACCCCAAGGUGAAAUCAGCGUUCACGAGGGCCUAUAACCGGGAGACCCACCUGACACCGUACUCCCUCCAACCAAUCAAGAAGGGCCGUCGUGGCGGGGGGGUGGAGGCAGAACCGGGAGGAGAGGGGCAAGAGGAACAGCCUGAGGAAGAGGAGGAGGAGGAAGGUGUUGCAGCUGACGCCAUGAUCAAAUUGAAGAAGACCAAACCCUCCAAGGAGCCCAAGAAGGAGAAGACAACAGCCGGGGAUUCUGGGAAGGGAAAGGGCAAAGGCAAGGGCAAAGCCAGGAAGUGACCCCUAACCUCUCAGAUAACUGCCCCCCCCCCCCCCCAGAUAACUGCCCCCCCCCCCCCCCCCAAAAAGCGAACUGUACAACACCUCUUCUCUGACGUUCUGAAGAACAAACUCCUAAACGGUUUGCCCACCACCUACCUGGUCUUAUCACCGUGGCGACCGGAGACUGAACCCUCGCUCUCUUCUUGGACCCCUUUAAACUUAGGAUGUGCAUUCCAAAGGGGACCCUAUUCCCUAUAUAGUGGCACUACUUUAGACCAGAGUCCCAUAGGGCCCUGGGUAUAAAGUAGUGCACUAUGCAUAGGGCCCUGGGUAUAAAGUAGUGCACUACUUUUGACCAGUCCCAUAGGGCCCUGGGUAUAAAGUAGUGCACUAUGCAUAGGGAAUAGGGUCCGCUUUGGGACUUUACUACAUCUUGUUAGCGCUGUGGAUUUGGAAAGGUCUGAAUGAUAACUGUGUGUGUGUGUGUGUGUGUCAUGUAAAUAUGUACCUUGUAGUAUAUAAAGAUGCUGUUGCUUUCUACUGCUCAUCGUAGACGGGACCUUUCUGGUCUGAACCGUCGAGACCAACGGAUGGAUCAGUGAACGGCAGAAUAGUUCAGUUUUUUUUUGUUGUUGUAAAGAUUUUCACUGAUAAAUGACGGCUGUAUUUACGGUA